Molecule: messenger RNA, 1959 nt
Organism: Panicum virgatum (switchgrass)
Lineage: Eukaryota; Viridiplantae; Streptophyta; Magnoliopsida; Poales; Poaceae
Product: putative B3 domain-containing protein Os10g0537100
Exons: 1
Coding region: 738-1589 (283 amino acids)
Molecular function (GO): DNA-binding transcription factor activity; DNA binding
Source: RefSeq, a predicted model, not a curated record
CCAUCCGUGGAUCGGAGGAGCUGAGCUAUAGUAGCUAGCUUCCGCCUCCGCUAGCUAGAGGAUCCCAGUGGGCUGCUUCCUGAGAGCGACAUGCAUGCUCACAUGAGCUCAAGCCCUAUCAUUCGUCGCCCCCGCGGGCCCCACCCCACCACCCCUCUCCACAUCGAGCGAUCGAUCCCUCUCGCUCUCGAUCGCCUUCUUCUCCCCACCGGCAUCGAGCUAGCUAGUAGUAGAAUGCUAGAUGCCUCCUCAUCUUCCUCCUUAAGAAACCAUAUGCUGGGGCGCUGCCUGUGUCGUCGUUGCUCUUCCCAACCUUUCCCCUCCCUAUCUCAUGUACACAUGAUGCCUACUGAUCUGCACAUACAGAUACAGUGCCUUUGCUGAAAAUCUUGCAAACCGCGUACACCAGAUCAACAAGCAGGCAGCAGCAGCAACCUCCAAGUGCUCCCGAGCUAGAUCCCAACCUUCACUAUCUUUGAUCUCGCCGAUCCUCUCGAAAUAGCACUCCAAUUCUAGCAGCCAAUCAUCUGCUGUCCUAGCUAGUUCAACGGAUCAGCCGUAUCCCCAUAUAAUAUUGAGAUAAUCUAACCCUAAACCCCUUCUGGCUUCCUGUUAAAGAAUAGUUGCAGCAUAUAGUACCGCUACAUACCUCCAGGCUCCAGAUCCCUGCCCGAGUAGCAUACUAGUCAAAGUCAACAGCAGCUACAGCAGCACCGGAGCGCGGGAGCGCCCCGACCAUGGAGUUCACGCCCGCGCACGGCGGCGGGGUCGAGGAUUCCGAGAGGGCUCGCGGCAGCGGCGGCGCGGCGUGGGUGGAGAAGGAGCACAUGUUCGAGAAGGUGGUGACCCCCAGCGACGUGGGGAAGCUCAACCGCCUGGUCAUCCCCAAGCAGCACGCGGAGCGCUACUUCCCCGCGCUGGACGCGUCGGCGGCGGCGGCCGCGGCCGCGGCGGGCGCCGGCAAGGGGCUGGUGCUCAGCUUCGAGGACCGGGCGGGGAAGGCGUGGCGGUUCCGGUACUCGUACUGGAACAGCAGCCAGAGCUACGUGAUGACCAAGGGGUGGAGCCGCUUCGUCAAGGAGAAGCGCCUCGGCGCCGGGGACACCGUCCUCUUCUCGCGCGGCGCCGGCCAGGGCCCCGCGCGCGGCCGCCUCUUCAUCGACUUCCGCCGCCGCCGCCAGGACCUCGCGUUCCUGCCGCCGCCGCUGGCGUCGGCGCAGCGCUUCAUGCCGCUCUCGUCCGUGCCCAUCUGCCCGUGGCAGGACUACGGCGCGUAUGGGUACGGCGCCUCCGCUCCGGCGGCGCCCAGCAGCCGGCACGUGCUCUUCCUGCGCCCGCAGGUGCCGGCCGCCGUGGUGCUCACGUCGGUGCCUGUGAGCGUCGCGGCAUCCACGGUGGAGGCGACAAGCAGGUCGAAGCGCGUCCGCCUGUUCGGGGUGAACCUCGACUGCCCGCAGGACGGCGAAGGCGGCGGUGACAGAGUCACCAGGACGGCGUCGACGCUGCUGCAGCAGCUGCCCUCGCCAUCGUCGUCAACAUCCUCCUCGACGGCAGGGAAGGAUGCGUGCUCUUUGGAUCUUGGACUGUGAAGAGAACCAACAGGCAAGCACAGAAGAAAGGGGAGAAAUUGAGACUAGCAACGACGCACUGACACGCGAGCUGAUCAAGAUCAGGGCAAUGGGCGCGCGGAGCAGCUGGUAUAUAGCUCCAGUACUGCAUCUGCAUGUAUAAUUGAUGAUGGAGAUAACUAUUUCUUGAUAUAUAUAUAUAUAUAUAUAUAUAUAUAUAUAUAUAUAUAUAUAUAUAUAUAUAUAUAUAUCUUGCUCAUAUUAAUUCACCUGCUUUCCUGAACUAAUGUGUGGCUUUUUCUCUGUUCAUUGAGUCUUAUUUGGACAAUAUGGUAUCUUGCUCAGUGUAAUUGUACAUAUUCUGAAUUUCUGACCAAGUUCAGUAAACUAA